Rotaria sp. Silwood1 is the source of this 1563-nucleotide messenger RNA. The record is from the annotation of a GenBank genome assembly. Lineage: Eukaryota; Metazoa; Rotifera; Eurotatoria; Philodinida; Philodinidae.
AUGCUAUAUCGUUUGCGAGAACUUGGAAUUUCGGCACGAAUUUUCGAAGCUGCUGGUGGAGUUGGCGGUACAUGGUAUUGGAAUUGUUAUCCUGGUGCUCGUUGUGAUAUCGAGAGCAUGCAGUAUUCGUAUUCAUUUAGUGACGAAUUGCAACAGGAAUGGCAGUGGACAGAACGUUAUGCUGAUCAACCAACUAUUCUACGCUAUCUCAACCAUGUGGCAGACAGAUUUGAUCUACGCAAAGAUAUUCAAUUUGAAACCUGUGUAACAGCUGCAGUCUUUGAUGAGGUCUUUUCGUGCUGGAAUAUUCAAACCGAUUGUGGCAAUCGAAUAUCUGCUCGUUUCUGCAUCAUGGCAACAGGUUGUUUGUCGGUGGCAAAAAUACCUGAUAUGAAAGGGCUGAAUACUUUCAAAGGCAAUGUCUAUCAUACCGGUCAAUGGCCUCAUGACGAUGUUAACUUCACCGAUCGUCGUGUAGCCGUUAUUGGAACCGGCUCUUCUGGCGUACAGUGUAUUCCAUACAUCGCAAAAGAAGCAGCUCAUGUUUAUGUAUUUCAACGAACGCCAAAUUUCAGUAUUCCAGCUCAUAAUGCGCCACUUGAUGCGAAAGACCAGCAGUUGUGGAAAGCCAAUUAUAAAGAACACCGACGUAAAGCUUUGGAAACAUUUCGCGGUGUUGAAAUGGUCGGAUUGACAUGUGAUAAAUCGGCAAUGAGUGUUACUCCAGAGGAACGACAGCAAGCAUAUGAGGCGCAGUGGCAAAUAGGAGGCUUUGCAUUUCGAUCCACAUUCAACGAUCUGCUAUUCAAUAAAGAAGCUAACGACACAGCUGCAGAAUUUGUACGCUCGAAAAUCCGAAAAAUUGUCAAAGAUCCUACUAUUGCUGAGUCUUUGCUACCGUAUGGACACCCUUUAGGCACUAAACGUCUUUGUGUCGACACCGAUUAUUAUGAAACUUAUAACCGUGAUAAUGUUACUCUUGUCGAUCUUCGAAAAGAAAAUAUCGAAGAAAUUACGCCGAUUGGGCUCAAAACUAAGAGCACGAUGUACGAGGUCGACAAUAUUGUAUUCGCUACUGGUUUCGACGCUAUGACUGGAGCUCUGUGCAGCAUCGAUAUUCAAGGUCGAUCAGGUCGUACAAUUAAAGAAAAAUGGGCAGCAGGACCACGUACUUAUCUUGGUAUCAUGACUGCUGAUUUUCCGAAUCUAUUUAUUAUCACUGGUCCUGGAAGUCCAUCAGUAUUAAGCAACAUGGCUGUCUCAAUUGAACAUCACGUUGAAUGGGUGGCAAAAUGUCUUGAUUAUUUGCGAAAACACGAUUUUGACAGUAUUGAAGCCACAAUCGAGGCUGAAGAUGCAUGGGUUAAUCACGUUAACGAAGUUGCCAAUGCUACAUUAUUUCCUCUCGCCAAUUCAUGGUAUAUGGGAGCAAAUAUACCAGGAAAACCAAGAGUUUUCAUGCCAUAUGUCGGUGGCAUUGUUUCGUAUCAACAGAAGUGCAAGGAUGUCGCAACCCAUGACUAUGAAGGUUUCUACCUCAAGAAACAUGGCUCAGUAGCAUAG